AUGGCAACUGUAGAAGGUAAAGGUGAAUCGCCAGAUUUUUCGCAACCAUGGAAAUUUAGCGAUGUCGUCCUGGUGGUUGCAGCGAAGAAACUUCAUGUUCACCGAGCUGUGCUUGCGUUGUGCUCUCCCGUUUCCGAGAAGAUGUUUACAUCCGAAUUUCAAGAAAAAGGCAAGAACGAGAUUUCUCUUCCAGGUAAAAAAGCAAAUGAACUGAUCCAGUUGCUUCAGAUCAUUUACCCUUCUGUAUCAGAGAAGCCAACCGAUCAAAUAAAAGAGGAGAAUUGUCGCUUUUUGUUACAGCUUGCGGAUGAGUACCAAAUGGACGCUAUUGUUCGGAGAUGCGAAGAUUACAUUGUCACUACGUUGAAGAGAACGAGAAAAGGAAUAAUUGAAGAGCUGAUAUUUGCUCAGACAUACAACUUACAGAAGCUGAAGCGGACGAGCCUUGAACUGGCUAAAGAUCUUAGCCUUCAAGAACUCAAACGUAACAAAUUAUACGGCAAAAUCAAUGCAGAGAACCUGCAAGGAAUUUUGGAAGAAAUAAUAAUCCGGCUUGAGAAAGAAGUGAGCUCA
Porites lobata is the source of this 573-nucleotide messenger RNA. NCBI's taxonomy places the organism in Eukaryota, Metazoa, Cnidaria, Anthozoa, Scleractinia, Poritidae. The record is from the annotation of a GenBank genome assembly.